AAAAAAAUCAAUCAUUAUUUUAAAAUUUUUAUAAUUAAAAAUAAUGAUAGUAAUAAUAAUUAUUCGUGCUAAUCAAGAGUUAUAGUCGAAUUCGCUAAGUAGUUUCAUACUGGACGCAUCUCUCCUAUUAUAAUUAUAAAAGUAAUACAAAAAUUAUAACAAUUUUAGAUUGAUCAUGCCUUAAUUACCAUUCAUAUCUCGAAAAUCUUAAAUCAAGACCCUUCCUCGUCUUAAUCAUUAUUCAGUUCUUGCAUUUUUGCCUUUAUCAAUUUUAAAGUCAGUCCAGUAGUCGUUCAAGAUAUGCAACGAUUCUUAGAUUUUUGCAGUGUUUUAUAUUUACGUUGAACAUACGAUUACGCCGUGGCCAAACAUUUGUUAUUCCUACUUUUCCAAAUAACCGAAAGUCCGACUUAAUUACUACACUCCGGAAUGGCAAUUCUAAGUAAGCCGAAAAUCUGCAGUAAUUGUCCAAAUCCCUCGAACAAUACUCCAGCCGUCUCGCCACUGAUCGUAAACCAAACAAAGUAACCAGCGAGUGCCACGCCCCCUCUGAAGUUCCCCGACCGCGCAGACGUGUGCGCCAUCCACCGAGUUGCCGGCGCGCCGAUUUUUACUACCGGCGCCCGGCGCAACGGUGUAGAGCGUAGACACAGGCACCGAACCCUUUUUUUUUAGGCUGGAAAAUCUCUCGAUCGGCUUUCUUUGCCCGGAACGACGCGCAUCGCUAUUGCGUCGGGAAAGAAGCUGUCGUCGCCAGAUUUCGAAGUGGCAACGUCGUCAGUCUGCUAUCGCUGUUCGGAGGAUCGUCGAGUGAGUUGCCGCUGGGAAAAAGCAAGUGUAGUUCGUGUUCGAGGAACGUUCGCGAUUUCUACGGAAGUGCUUAUCGUCAAGCUGAUAUUUUGCGGAUUGUGCAGAUUGUUGCGACUCGUUGCGGCAACUCCAAUCGAAACACAAUGGCGCCAAAUAAGAGAAGCUUCGACGCGAUGCAAUGCGGUGCGGCCUCGCAAUGCCAGAAUACGCAAAAAAAGAACAGGUCAUCUACUGGUGCUGAAAAUAAUAAUAGGAGCGUCACAUUCUCCUCUCAGGCACCCAUGAGUCAAUUCAAUAACGGAAAUGAGACAGCUCUCGUGUCGGCGCAGCUGCCAGAUAACGAGAAACUCGUUAAUACCAAGGAAUUUCAGAUUACCUCUACAACCAUGGGCAGAUAUCUUGCUUGUGGUGAGAAAGUUCACUUGUAUCCGGAACCCAAUGAAUUUAGGAUUCGGAUUUUGAAUAUGGACUACAAGAACGGCAGGGGUAUGAGAAACUUUGUGGAGUUUAGCAAGGCCAGCCUUGACGAGCUCAUAUGCCAUGCAUCAGAGAUUGAACGUUUAGUCGGUGAGAAGCUCCUACAUCGCAAUGAAGUGUUCCAGCAUCUAGGUCUAUCAGUUUGGAUUGUACCCGACAUCCGAGCUGGUUGUAAUGUAAUCGAAUUUCGCAGCGACAAUUGUUUUAGUCAAAUGGUCUUUAAUACCUUUCGUAAAAUGAUCAACUUCAAGGACCAAGUAGAUCGCGAGUAUUUUGUUUUUGAGAGAAAACUUAAACGAGAUAAAGAAAUCUAUAAAAAUAUGCUUAAUAUGUUUGCCUAUCUGACCAAUGAAAAUAGGCCAAACACUGCUGGAGUCAAAGAACCUCCAGAAACAAACCAAAGAGCAAUCAUAAAUACCUGCAACACUUUGUGGAAGCAGAUUGGAAAGCUUGUUGAUAAAAAUGCUAAUACCCAAUAGAAAUAGAGAUUUUCUACUCAUUAUUUUCCAUUUUUCGUUGUAGUUAUGUAUACUUAUAGAAAAAAAUUUACUUAUCGAGGAUCACAUCUUGGCUACGAUUAUGUUUAGUAAUAUCAUAUUUUAAAAAUUGCAAACAAGGGAAUUAUAUAUAACUCUUAUUUGAAUUACUAGCUACACCUUAAAAUGACUUUGCCAUGAUGUGUACGAGGUCUAAACACUUAUGUAAGUUAGUGCUCGUAGAACUUUGUUCCUAUUUUUUAGGAUAAGAUUACGUAACUUCUGUUUUUGUAUUCUUCGAUAACGAUUAUUUUUAUUUUUAUAUUGAGAACUAGGUUGCACAAGUGCAAUUAAAAAAAUCAGUUUGUUAAUGUAUCAUUCGAAAGCAGUACUUAUUGCUUACUAAGAUUUUUCUUAAUUUGAUAGCUUUUUGUUGUGCAUGCUUUUGUACACAUUUGUACAAUCACUUUGUAAUACUUGUAUGUACGUAUAGUUCCCAUAAGAAAAGACUGUUAUAUUACGACCAAGUAAUGUAUGUGAAAUGCUUGAAUGCACGAAUGUCCAAAUGUUAUUGAAUGUUAAAAAUGUUCUUAUAGAUGUAAUAAAUAAAUCAGCUCAGCGCAUAAAAUUUUCUGUUAAAUGCGCCAUCGCCUAUCCAAUCCGAAAACCUAAAAAGUCAUUAAUUUCUAUGCACAAAAUAUUUCGUGAAACUUUUAGAAUCUCGGAAAUUUUCGUGCUUGUAAGGCCAGGUAGGAAAAUUUUUUCUCCGAGGUCACGGCGCCAUUGUUUUCAGUGCUCAAAUCCUGGAAUAUUCAGAAGUAAGGGAAAUUUCCGUUACAACCCCUGGUCAAAAGUACGCUCCCCUCAUGGGAACCAAGCUCUAUAGCCAGGUACCGAGAGGGGAGAGACGCGCAUAGAGCUAAGUCUCUCUCUCUCUUCUCCCAAUCGGCUUCCCCUCCCUCCAGUCGGACGAGCUGUCGAGUCGGGUCUUUGGCGCGCAUUCUCUUGCGCGCUGUUGCGCGGCAGCUUCAUUGUGCGGUGUGCACGACGCUAGCUCUCGGAUCGCCUGCCUCGCCAUUCAAGGCGUGUGGCGUCGUCUCCGAGGAAGCUGACAUCUACACAUCGUCGACAUGCUGCGGUGUUGUGAUUCAAAUAAAAUGGUGGAACGCACGAGGAAGGGCAGUCUCGCAAGAUUUAAAGCCACUGCAACUGCAUUCCGAUGAGUAUACAUCUAGUUCUAAGCUGAGAAAGUCGAUUUUAUCAUCCACACUUCACACAAGACUGGCGUCAAUCGUCUAGCCUGGAAAUCGACUAUACGAAUUGCAAUGAGCAGUUAUACGUAACUUUAUACACGGAGAGAAGAAACUGCAUAUCAACAAACUUCACUGCAUAACAGAAUCAUGGUGAAAUCAUGACCUUCAUCUUUUUUCUACUGUGUUGAGCACCGAAUUUUCUUUCCAACCUAAUGGAUUGGAAAGUUCAUGCAGCACAUUUUCUAUUGAAUAUCCACCUUUCAAUGCGAGCCUCCUAGGAGUUGUAAGUUUGUAUUUCAUAUUCGCAGCGUAGGGACCUAGGUUUCUCAACUGACAUCAUCUUAUAACGCCCUUUAUUAUCCUGCUGACUAGAUGUGGUCCGUAAACGAUGCAUUAAUACAUAACGUGCACUCUGAGAAGUAAACAAGCCAUUCAGAACUUGCUCAGUACGAGUUCAUAUCGCUAUGUUUCUUACUUAAUUUAUUCGUACAUUCCUUCUAAUUUCUCACUUAAGAGAAAAUUUCUUUCUAUUCAAAUUUAAAUUUAAAUUUCUUUGAUUUAGCUCUUUCAAAAAUUAGUACGGCUGUGAUAUUUUUUUGUAAAUUGAAUAUUAAGUUAAUUGUUAACCUUUAAACACGUUUUACUUCGUUAAGCUGCUUGAAUGUUUUAUUCUAACUUGUUAUAAGAAUCGAAAUUGCAGGUCACUCUAAGUGUAUCUAUUCAAAUUUAACUUUUCUAUUUCAUUCUCGAACGUUCUAAUGCGUUCACAAUCUUCGUAAACUAAACUUUAAACGUAAAUAUUGAUUAACAUGAUGUUACAAAUCAGCUAAUCGUCAUUUAAAAAUAAACAUGUGUUAAGCUGUUGUUGUUUAAAUUUUAAUUGUCUUGUAAAAAGAUGGAAAUCUCAGGUUAGCCCAUUUUUAAAAAAAAGUUUAAGAAAAGUUUAAAUCUGGUUCUAUGAACCAAAAGUUAAAAACCAUUUAAUUAUCUUGUAAAAAGAUGAAAAUCUCAGGUUAGCCCAAUUAUUAAAAAAGUUUAAAGGCGAUAAAUUUUCUCUUAUCUCGGCAUCAUUUAUCAAUUUGGACUGGAUAAGUUUUGAUUUUUAAACACUUAACUCGUCAUUUAAAAAUAAACAUGUGUUAAGUUGAUGUUGUUUAAAUUUUAAUUGUCUUGUAAAAAGAUGGAAAUCUCAGGUUAGCCCACUUUCAAAAAAAGUUUAAGAAAAGUUUAAGAAAAGUUUAAAUCUGGUUCUAUGAACCAAAAGUUAAAAACCAUUUAAUUAUCUUGUAAAAAGAUGAAAAUCUCAGGUUAGCCCAAUUAUUAAAAAAGUUUAAAGGCGAUAAAUUUUCUCUUAUAUCGGCAUCAUUUAUCAAUUUGGACUGGAUAAGUUUUGAUUUUUAAACACUUAACUCGUCAUUUAAAAAUAAACAUGUGUUAAGCUGUUGUUGUUUAAAUUUUAAUUGUCUUGUAAAAAGAUGGAAAUCUCAGGUUAGCCCACUUUCAAAAAAAGUUUAAGAAAAGUUUAAGAAAAGUUUAAAUCUGGUUCUAUGAACCAAAAGUUAAAAACCAUUUAAUUAUCUUGUAAAAAGAUGAAAAUCUCAGGUUAGCCCAAUUAUUAAAAACGUUUAAAGGUGAUAAAUUUUCUCUUAUCUCGUCAUCAUUUAUCAAUUUGGACUGGAUAAGUUUUGAUUUUUAAACACUUAACACGUCAUUUAAAAAUAAACAUGUGUUAAGUUGAUAUUGUUUAAAUUUUAAUUGUCUUGUAAAAAGAUGGAAAUCUCAGGUUAGCCCACUUUCAAAAAAAGUUUAAGAAAAGUUUAAGAAAAGUUUAAAUCUGGUUCUAUGAACCAAAAGUUAAAAACCAUUUAAUUAUCUUGUAAAAAGAUGGAAAUCUCAGGUUAGCCCAAUUAUUAAAAAUGUUUAAAGACGAUAAAUGUUCUCUUAUCUCGUCAUCAUUUAUCAAUUUGGACUGGAUAAGUUUUGAUUUUUAAACACUUAACUCGUCAUUUAAAAAUAAGCAUGCGUUAAGCUGAUAUUGUUUAAAUUUUAAUUGUCUUGUAAAAAGAUGGAAAUCUCAGGUAGCCCAUUUUCAUAAAAUGUUUAAAAAAUUCUAAUUUAAUGCUUAUUAAUUAUCAAACAUCAAUUAUUGGAUGUUAUGAGAAGUUGGACUUUUCUUUCGACUUCAUUUACCAAUUUUGUAGCGUUUUUAUGGUAGUUUUACACUACUUAACUCGAUUAUUUUGUUAUUUAUUCGAGUCUGUCUGCCUGACACUAUACAGUGCCGCGAGAAAAUCUGGUAGGAAUUGUAACUCUACGACCUACGAUUUGAUUUUCUAAUGACCAAAAUUCGUCAUUUAAGAACAAAUAUCUAUGCAGUAAACAAAAAGGUCUACAUUAUUACAACAGUUAGCGAAUUAAUACCUAUUUUAUUUUAAGCUAAAAAAAUAAUGAAAAUGUAACGAUAAACCUUCUAUCUGAUUUGAAGAGGGGCAAAAAUAUUACUCUUAUCAAUUGUAUCUUAUACUUAAGAAUACACAGUUAUUAUUAUUAUUAGAUAAUUUAUGUAAAUGCGUUUACCCAAACAAUGUAGUAAUAGAAUUAUAUUUGGUAAUUUGCAAUUCAUUAUGAGAAAUUGGUAAUUAUGUGAACCUUACUUGAAAAAAACGAAUAAAUGACACGUAUCUAUA
Messenger RNA from Nasonia vitripennis (jewel wasp), 5703 nucleotides. RefSeq lists its product as uncharacterized. The record is from RefSeq and is a predicted model, not a curated record. Bases 954 to 1766 code for a protein of 270 amino acids. The transcript is spliced from 5 exons. Lineage: Eukaryota; Metazoa; Arthropoda; Insecta; Hymenoptera; Pteromalidae.